Molecule: messenger RNA, 963 nt
Organism: Fusarium tjaetaba
Lineage: Eukaryota; Fungi; Ascomycota; Sordariomycetes; Hypocreales; Nectriaceae
Exons: 4
Coding region: 1-963 (320 amino acids)
Source: RefSeq, a predicted model, not a curated record
AUGUCCCGCCUAGAAUUACGCUGCCAAGGGGAAUCGGAUUGGUGGCUAGAUGGGCCUUAUGGGUCAGUCAAAUUUGCUUCCGAAGGAGCUGUAGACUCGUUCGUCCGAACCAUGUCCGAAGGCCCUGAUGCUUUGAAAGACCAUCUGAUUUCUGGCGCUGUGUUUUCGUGCACAAAGUCCGGAAACGUCGAUGCAGCAGAGAUAUUUUCCGCUUUAUGGCUCGAAUCAUCGAACGGGUUUACUGUUGCUGGCGCCAGACGUUGGUUGACUGGAGUUGCUCAUCCGGAAAGUGUUACCUGCUAUGUCAAAGCAAAUUCACCUCGUGCGGCCAAACCCAUAGACAAAUCCGGCCCUCCUCCUCCGCCUGAGCGUAGACAAUCAAGCUGCGACACGCUCAAAUCAAUAGUAGAUGAUCCGAAACUAUUUGAAGCAGCCAUCCAAGCAUUAAGACAGCACAGAGCCAAAACCAAAGACAGUUCGUCUUCCAAUCUGAAACCCCAAGAUUCCCGUGAUAUAGAUGCCACAUACAUUCUCACCUGGUGGAAUCAAACAGGUGGUGAUCUUCUCACUCUUUACGAUGCUCAAGUGCAUCCGUCCUGGAUCUUGUCUGUAAAGGCUAUGCCAGACAAACAUUUCCGUACUGGUUCAACGAUUCUAGCAUGGUUCUUUAGCAAUGGGGCCUUGGCACAGGGCGUGAUGGAUGGAUACUGUAUUUGGUAUGCACCCAGUGGCUCCUGGUUCGGUGUCAACAUCCAUUGUCCCGUGCAGUUCCUUGGUAUUGGCACUGCCCCUUAUUACGAGGUCGCUUGGUCCGAGUGGGGGAAGGAGACGUUUUUUAAACCAGUUGACGAGCCUUUUAUGUCUUUUGAUUUUCUUCGCUCUCUUGGAUAUGAUAUUCAGAUCAAGCCUCAGAGUGGACACUCCAGCAUCAUUGUUGAUGUGAUCGUUAGCAAGAUUCCAUAA